This is a messenger RNA of Betta splendens (Siamese fighting fish), 384 nucleotides long. Its product is annotated as interstitial collagenase-like. Lineage: Eukaryota; Metazoa; Chordata; Actinopteri; Anabantiformes; Osphronemidae. The record is from RefSeq and is a predicted model, not a curated record. Gene Ontology annotation, cellular component: extracellular matrix. Gene Ontology annotation, biological process: proteolysis; collagen catabolic process; extracellular matrix organization. Gene Ontology annotation, molecular function: metalloendopeptidase activity; zinc ion binding.
AUGGCAAAGGUGGCCGGAAAGGAUAAACAGUUUGCAGAGGCGAGAAGCUACCUGAAGAAAUUCUUCAACCUGACAGAGGAAAGUGGUCCAGCUGUUAGACGGGGACUCAACCCUGUUACCAUCAAGCUCACAGAGAUGCAGAAAUUCUUUGGUCUCAAAAUCACCAGGACGCCCGACUCAGACACUUUGGCCAUGAUGAAGAAGCCUCGCUGUGGCAUUCCUGAUGGAGCUGUCGCUCGUUUCUCCAUCUUUGGAAAAAAACUGAAGUGGGAGAAAAACAGCCUCACCUACAGGAUUGUGAACUACACUCCUGACAUGUCCAACGCAGAGGUGGAUGACUCCAUAGAUAAAGCUCUGCAGGUCUGGUCCAGAGUGAUUCCCCUG